Messenger RNA from Notolabrus celidotus (New Zealand spotty), 2145 nucleotides. Its product is annotated as zinc finger protein 501-like. The record is from RefSeq and is a predicted model, not a curated record. NCBI's taxonomy places the organism in Eukaryota, Metazoa, Chordata, Actinopteri, Labriformes, Labridae. Gene Ontology annotation, biological process: negative regulation of transcription by RNA polymerase II; regulation of immune system process; regulation of cytokine production. The transcript is spliced from 2 exons. Gene Ontology annotation, molecular function: DNA-binding transcription repressor activity, RNA polymerase II-specific. The coding region runs from base 100 to 1545 and encodes 481 amino acids.
GUGACUGGUUGGCGCGAUAAUCCUGUCUGAGUGAUUUGUCUUCAUGAUAGAGUUUAAGGAAGUUUGAUAGAGAGCUAUCUGUGUUUGUGAGAGUUUAAAAUGUCCAAAGUCCAAACAAUGAGAGGUUUAGUGAAGCAGAGACUGACUGCAGCUGCUGAAGAGAUAUUUGAGCUGUUUCAUAGAACGAUAGCAGAGUACGAGGAGCAACUUAGGGGAUCAGCAGAGGAGAACCGGCGACAACAGAAACUACUGGACGCUGUUUACAACCCGGAAGUCCGUUUACACAGAGCAGUGUUUCCUGCAGACGUCCAGCAGCUGUUGGAGAGUAAAGAAGAGGUUCCCUCUGAGCAGCAGGAGAGGACCUCCAGUCCAGACCAGGAGGACCCACCAGAACCACCACACAAUAAAGAGGAACAGGAGGAACUGUGGAUCAGUAAGGAGGGAGACCAGCUUCAAAGACUGGAGGAGGCUGAGACCACCAAGGUCACAUUGACUCCUGUCCCUGUGAAGAGUGAAGAUGAUGAUGAUGAAGAGGAACCUCAGUCCUCACAGCUGUCUCAAGUACAAACUGAACAGAUGGAGACAGGAGCUGAUGGAGAGGACCAUGGAGGACCAGGACCAGACAGGAGCGGGGAUCCAGAUAGUAAGGUCACGACAGAAGAGUCUUCUGAAGCUGAGACUGAAGACAGUGAUGAUUGGGGAGAGAUGACAGAACAUCAGUCAGGGUUAGACUCUGUGAAGCAGGUAAAUAACAAAAUAAAAAAGACGAAGAAGAAACCACACAGCUGCUCUGAGUGUGGGAAAUGUUUUAACGAGAAAGGGAAUCUUUCUAGACACAUGAGGGUUCACAAGUCAGAGAAACCCUUCAGCUGCUCUCAGUGUGGGAAAAGGUUUACUCACGAGGACUAUCUGAGGAAACACAUGAAAAUUCACAAAAAAGAGAAACCCUUCAGCUGCUCCGAGUGUGGGAAACGUUUUACUCACAAGGAAUGUCUGACGUCACACCUGAAAAUUCACAUGGGAGAGAAACCCUUCAGCUGUUCUCAGUGCGGUAGGAGAUUUCUCGAGAAACGAGAUCUACAAAGACACACAGCAGUUCACAAGAAAGAAAAACCCUUCAGCUGCUCCCAGUGUGGGAAACACUUUUCUCAAGAGAGAUAUCUGCAGUUCCACAUGAAAGGUCACGCAGGAGAGAGACCCUUCAGCUGCUCCGAGUGCGGGAACGCAUUCUUUCACAAAAUGCAUCUGAUAGCUCACAGCAGGAUCCACAAGAGAGAGAAACCCGUCAGCUGCUCUGUGUGUGAGAAAACAUUUAUAGACAAUUGGAAGCUGAGCAGACACAUGCGUCUUCACAGGGAAGAGAAACCCUUCAGCUGCUCUGUGUGUAAGAAAAGAUAUAGCUACAACCAAGGUCUGCGCAGACACAUGAAAGUUCACUCCGAAGAGAAACCCUUCAGCUGCUCUGUGUGUAAGAAAAGCUAUAGCUACAACAAAGGUCUGCGCAGACACAUGAAAGUUCACUCCGGAGAGAAACCGUCGAGCUGAUCUGAGCGUGCAUAAAGAUUUACUCUUCAAGGAAAUCUGAUCCUGUUGGUUCACAGAGGAGAGUAAGCUAGUUCUGACAGCCACAUGGUUUGUUAGGGACAAACCUUAGAGCUGCAGUGUUUGUAGGGCUGGGUAUUGUUCAAAAAUGUUCUAUACCGGUACCGAUACCUUCAUUUCAAUACCGGUUCCUUAACGAUACUUUUUUUGAUACCAACUUUAUAAAAUCAAUUGUAACAAAAAGAAAAUCACAUUAUCAAUAAAUGUUGAGUUUUAUUGUUCAGCUGUUAUUCUUAGGGAUGGGUACCUUUCACAUCUGAACCAAUACGGUACUGAUACCUGACUGACUUUCGGUCGGUACCUAUAAAAGUACUGAAUUCGAUACCCAUCCCUAAGUGUUUGUGACGGACGACUCUCUUGGUAUAAACAGUUAAACACAAGUGAGUCAGAGUCUCUAAAGGUUAUCCCCAGAGAUGUUAGGUACAGCUGAGGUCAAGAUUAUUAUUCUGGAACAUUUUCCUAGUCGUACCUAAAAUCUCUAAAAGUAGUAUGGGAGGUAGAACCUUCAGUUAUCAGGCCCCUCUCCUUUCAUAUCAUCUACCA